AUGUUGGUGCCAGACAUUUCACAGCUUCAUGAUCUGGCAUCGUACGUCACCAGACUUCACACCUAUUUUUCUAAUCUUCUGCCCAUGGGUUCCCGGGACCAAUCUCCACCCUCUAAUUUCUCAUCAGAUAUUGACAAUUGGUUGCAUGUUUUUGUUCGGGAUGACUCUAUCAAGGGACCUCUUGUUUCUCCUUACAAAGGACCCUUUCGUGUGCUUUCUCGUACACCCAAAGUUUUUCCGAUUGAUAUGAAUGGUCGUACGGAAACUGUUUCUGUAGAUUGGCUUAAAAGAGCAUAUUUUGAGGUGUCCAAAUCUUUUGAUGAUACCGCUGCCACGCCCACCUUUGAACCUACACAUGCACCUUUGCCAACAUCAUCACCUACACAUGCAUCUUUGACAACACCAUCACCUACACAUGCACCUUUGACAACACCAGCACCUACAAUACCAACUUCAUCGUCACAAUCUGCCUUGAGCAGACCCUAUGUAACCAGGACUGGCCAAACUGAUCGCUGGCCCAAGAAACUUGUAAAGACUAUUUACAUUUGA
This is a messenger RNA of Octopus bimaculoides (California two-spot octopus), 549 nucleotides long. RefSeq lists its product as uncharacterized. NCBI's taxonomy places the organism in Eukaryota, Metazoa, Mollusca, Cephalopoda, Octopoda, Octopodidae. The record is from RefSeq and is a predicted model, not a curated record.